CGUAGUGCAGCAAGCUACCCAGUUUUGUGGUCAGGAAGGCGCCAGGCGGCAAAGUUAAUUUCGCGUGGAGUUCCGGGGUAACGCCACGUGGCUUUUGGCGCUCAAACAUGGCAGCGGCUGCAGACUCUGCGAUCGCGGCAGCCUGUGCGGCCGGCGCCUGGGCGGCGGCGGGUGAACGCCAUGUGGGACAUUUUUUUUCCCGCCAUGUGCGGCAAUCGUCGUCGACGAGGCAGCGUGAGGUUCCCGUCCGUGUUCUGCGCGGGAUGAUGGAGACAUGCCACGUGUCAAUUGCACGAAAGCCGCUGCUCUGCUUUCGCAGGAAACGAAUUCGCCACCAGCGGCUUCGGCAGGUGUCAAAAAGAGGAGGAGGGGGAGGAGGAGGAGAGCAAGCCAGCAGGAAUGCCACGUCAGGAGUUAGCAGGUGCUGUAUCAACAACGAGAGUGCGACUAGAAGCAGUUGGAAUGCUGACGUGGACGAUAAGCCCGUUCAAUCCGACGUGGAGAAUGAGGAUGGCAGGGAGGCCAGCGAGACAUUGACAAUCACGCUAUCUGUUGCGCCAAGUGUGUCGAUGGUGGCUCCAGAGGACUGGGAUGCGUGUGCAGCAGAUGCAGCAGGGAAGGGUUCGUUCAAUCCACUCAUAUCGCAUGCCUUCUUCUCGAGCUUGGAGGACAGCAAAAGCGCAGUGAAGGGAGAAGGCUGGUACCCACAACAUCUGAUAGCUAAAGAUUCAAGUGGGAAGGUCUUAGGAGUUGCGCCUCUCUACCUGAAAAGAUAUGGAGCAACGAGUAAAGUGGGAAAGGAUGAAAAGAACCCGGAGUAAUGACUAAUACAAUCCAAAAAAUAUCCUUGAACUUCGUUGCCAGAAAUGCGACUUCUCUUUCCUUGCCGAAAAGGAAAGGGCGUGAGCGGGGGUGUUUGAGAAGUCGGGGCCCCGAUGAUCCGGCUGGCUUUGUCCACGUGGUCGUCGACACCGAUACACACGUAUCCACCGUUCACAAAACAAUAAGAUCAAUCCCUAUCAACUUGAGAAUUGCCCUCGUAAAGGAAAUCAAGGCAAUAUGAUGUG
Chara braunii is the source of this 1067-nucleotide messenger RNA. NCBI's taxonomy places the organism in Eukaryota, Viridiplantae, Streptophyta, Charophyceae, Charales, Characeae. The record is from the annotation of a GenBank genome assembly.